Dimorphilus gyrociliatus is the source of this 3308-nucleotide messenger RNA. Lineage: Eukaryota; Metazoa; Annelida; Polychaeta; Dinophilidae. The record is from the annotation of a GenBank genome assembly.
AGUCUUCUGCCUCAUUCACAUUUCUUCCAUCGUUCAAAAGGCAUAUAUCGGUAGGAUCACUGUAGAAAUCGGAAGAAAAAUGGGUUUGGAUGAAGCACUCAAAUCUAUUUCUUCUUUUGGAAGAUGGCAAGUUAUAGUCUACAUGCUUGUUGGGCUAUCUUUUGGGCCACCAGCAAUGUGGCAACUUUUUGCAAUUGUUUUUAUAGGUUAUAUAAAUCCGCAUUUUUGUAAGGCGGAUGAAGGCUUUACCCAAGACCAGUGGAGUCCCAAAGAGCUCGAUGAUUUUGGAACGCUUACAUAUGCCCAAUGCAAAAGGUUUUCAGAAGCGGGAAAUAAUAAAUCAGCCUUGACCGAUUGUUCGAAAUGGAAAUAUGUGGAUGACGGUUUCGAUGAAAAUGGAGGAACCAUCGCCAUGGCCUGGGAUUUGGUUUGUGAUAAGGACACUUGGGUGGAAACUUCUCAGACAGUAUUCAAUGUUGGCGUCGUUUCUGGUUUUCUCAUAUUUACGCCGUUACAAGAUACUUUUGGUAGAAAAAGGAUCUUCUAUUUUUGCGCUCUAAUCAUGAACUUAUUCGGUUUAUCUAUGUCAUUCGCUCCAAAUUAUUAUGUAUUUUGCGUAAUGCAAUUUCUUACUGGAGCAGCGGCUGCUGGUCUUUAUAUGUCUGGUCUUGUAAUUUCUACUGAACUAUUUCCGUCCGAAUUCAGAAAUAUCAUGGCUCCGGGAAGCUAUCUUUUUUUUACUAUUGGAACUUGUACCCUAUCCUUAUGGGCACAUCUAUUUAGGCAUUGGCGAGAUCUACAAUUUUUAAUAAGCUGUAUCGGUUUCCUAAGCUUAUUAACAUUUCCACUCUGCCCAGAGUCGAUGAGAUUUUUAAUUGUUAACAAUCGAUUAGAUGAAGUUAAAGAUAUUCUGAGGAAAGGAGCCAGAUGGAAUAAAAAGGUAUUUAAAGAGGAGCUUUUGGAUGAUGAAAAAGAAGUUCUAACUCUUUCAGAGUCCGUUAAAUUUAAGCAAAUGUUCACUAACCCCCGACCUAGAAGAUAUGUACUGAUCAUGAUUUUUCUUGUAUUCGCAUCUAACAUUGCCUACUAUGGAUUAUCUUUAAUGACAACAUCACUGUCAGGAGAUAAAUAUAUGAAUUUUUUUAUUGUUUCACUAUUGGAGAUACCAGGUACAGUUGUAGCAAUAAUUGCCAUGACACUUAUUGGAAGAAGAUAUCCUUUGGUCUUUUUUAAUCUUUUUGCCGCGGUAUUCUUGAUUUUAUCAUCAGUUUUCACAACAGUUAAAAUUAAUGGAGAAUUGAAUGAAGAUUUAAUGACAAGUAUGGCUUUAAUCGCCAAAUUUGGUAUCUCUGGUGCCUUCACCAUUGAACUUAUUUACUCUUUGGAAAUCUAUCCAACAAGUUUAAGAGGAACAGGAACUGGUAUUACAGUUGGAUGUGGUUUCAUGGGCAGCAUUAUGGCUCCAUAUUCUGUCUAUUUAUAUAGAAAAUAUCCAAUAGUCCCUGGACUUGUUUUUGCGGGUGUUUCGUUCAUUGCUGCAUUUUUAUCUCUACUAGAACCGGAAACCUUGGGUAGACCAUUGCCAAAUACCAUAGAAGAAAUAAAUGCAUGGACUUUAACUUUGAGUAAGGAGGAAAAAGAAAACGCCAAAGAGGCUUCAAGAAAGUUUAGAGCACUGUUUUCCUGUAAGAAGAAUACUGCAGAGGUUGAUGUACCUACAGAGGCAGAUACACCUGCAGUAGUAGACAGUACUUCGGGGAUUGAAAACCCAGCAUUUGAACCUAAUAAUAACAUUUAUGAUAACAUUAAUGGUGCUGACAAUUCCAAGGAAAACGAUGUGACAUAUAUCUAAAGGAUAGGUUUAAGAUUUUGAUGACUAAAGUUGAAGCAAAAAUAACUUGUUAAUUAAGACUGUAAAUAAACAAAAAUGGUUUAGUUUAUUCAUUUAAAAAUGAAAAAAAUUAACGAAAAUACAAAUUCUCUAUGACAAUAAACAUGAAAACAUGACAAAAAAAGCUGAAUGAAUUUAUUCUGAAAAAUUUCCUACGUAUUAACUGUUUCAGCCAUAUAUUCCUGCUCCAAAUCCGAAGGCUUGCAUUAUUGGACGCCAAUAAUAAUUUUUCCAUCCAUCAACUGUUCUCUCAUAGUCUUCCUUUGGUACACCAGUUUGAGUCAAUUGUAGUUCGGUUCCAUCAUCCUUUUGUUUUAAGUAGAUAGAAACUGUCGAAUAGUGAGCGUCUGGCCAAGACUGGAAACGCCACUUCAUCACUAUUUUCUCGUUUAAGACCUAUCAAAAGAACUCAAUUCAAUAAGAAUAAUUUUGUUUCAAUUGGUAGUGACUCACCAAAUCUGUAAACUCUCCUUGGACAUUACCGUCAAAUAGUGCAAACUUUCCUCCUUUUUCAGCCUCUAAAAUAGCCUUAGAUCUGGUGAACAUGGAGCUUUUACCCUGAUCAGUUAAAACACUAUAUAGCUCACAAGCUUCGCAUUUGAAAAAUUCGGUAGACGAUACUCUCUGACAGGGAAUCUUAAUGCCAACAUCAGAAUCUGAACUCACGAUGGGUUUGUUAAUUUCAUUUUUGUACUCGUUAGUUGUCUUUUUUGCGCUUGUAUUAGUUGAUGAAUUUUUUGUGGGUAAAAUCAAACCUUCACUGUACUGUUCUUUCAACUGUUGAAGGUAUUUUGCUAAUUGUUCUCUAACUUUCACAGUUCCGGAAUGUCUCAUAAAUUCUUUAACAUCCCAAGCAUCUUUAAUUUUCUCGUCGUCGAUACUAACAUUUAUGUCAAUAUCAUUUAUGUCUGUAUAUUCAUCCGAAAGGUUGAGAACAUCAAAUUUUCCUUUAACUAAAUCCCCAUCGCCUCGUGAGCCCUUCCACGAGCACUUAAUAACCCAUUCGUAGAAGAAGAUUAACCUAGCCUUUCGAUUAUUAACAACAGCUUCGCCCUCAACAGAUUUGAUUUCGGUAACAACACAUUUAAAUGGCCCUUCUUGAAUCUCCAGAUUUUCUAGGAGUUCCUUAAUCUUAGUUUGAGACCAAGAUGUAGCGUUCUUCUCUGUCCAGUGCCAAUUAUUUACAUUUUUAGCAUCAGCUCUUUCUUCUACAAUCCAUCGUGGAUCACCUUCUCCCCACUUGGCCAUAGCUAGGAGCAAAACAAUUUAGACAAACGUCGUUAACGUAUACUAAAGAAAGUAUGCGCUUCACACUAGGAGUAUCGUGAAAUUUCUAGAAAUCGGAACCGGAAACUUACUAGAAACUGAUAUAUCUAAAAGAAGUUAGGAGUUAUCAUAGAAAUAGUCUAAAUUAGAU